GCAUCAGGCCGUACCAUGGAGCUGCUUGGGGUCUUUUACAGGAGGAAGCUCUGGAGGAAACAGAAAGGGGAUGUAGGUCUGGGGACAGAGACAGGGGGUCUGGGGCGGUCAGACAGGGCACUGUGCAAGUCCCCUUCUGAGACCAGCGUCAACCACCUGGCCACCGGACUCAUCUCCAAGGUGCUACGCUUCACCAGACGCAGUGAGCCCGUCUCCAGACCACACUCGUGGCACUCCACCAAACUAGGCGAGGGCCAGCCAGACCCCAGCAUGGUGCAGAUAUCCCAGGGCACCAUAGACCCUCCCUGGCAUCACACAUUCAACUCCAGUGCGUCCACAACAGACCUGUCAGGUUACGACCCAGGUUACCUGAGGAAGAGUCCAGACCAGUACAGUUCUAGAGGAAGUAUGGAGAGCCUUGGGGAGCACCACGGCCACCCAGCCUACAGUUCUUCCUGCCACCAGCUGUCUGCCUCCAAGUCCUCCAACAGCAUGGACCACCUUCACAGCAAAAGGGACUCAGCCUACUCCUCCUUCUCUACCAGCUCUAGUAUCCCAGAGUACCUAGCGGCCACUCCGACCUUUAGUAAGGAGAGGUCAUACUCCAUGGAGACGGUUCCACAGAGGGGUGGGGUUAGCGGGGGAGGGGCCGUGGCGGAGGGCAUGCACCAUGCUGACAUACGAUACAUCCGUACGGUCUACGACCCCCAGCAGGGAGGUGCCCGAGAGCACGAGGUCAGCUCCGCUGCGUUGCUACGCAACCACGAGGCCAGCAGGGCGGGUUCUCAUAGUGGGGGCAAGGCCUCCUGUCACCGCGGCAGUAGUAGCUGUAGUAACAACAGUAGCGGAAGCAACGGCGGUAAUAACCCCAAACGACACAGCGUUGGGCCAAUCUGGGGUCAGUCUCAAUCCGCCAGCCGCAGUUCCUAUGAAAGCCUGAAGGGGGCGCCGGCUCCUCCCAUGCGGAGUGACAGCUACGCGGCGAUCAGGCACCACGAGAGGCCCAAUUCCUGGUCCAGCCUGGAGCAGACUCGCUCCCUCAGGGCUCUCCACAAGGGGUCCACCUCCUCCUGGUACCACUCCUCUGGCUCCGUGGCCUCCGGCUCGGGGAAGGGCUCCUACGGGGCCGAGGGCCAGCUCCACACCGUCAUAGAGAAGAGUCCUGAAAGCAGCCCCACCAUCAAGCCCAAACAGGGCGUGGGUCAAGUCCCCCAGCCCCCUGGCCGCCUCAUGUCGCCCCAGGGCAUCUACCCCGUGCCCCCUCCAGAGACCCACUAUGCACACAUGCCCACCAGCAGCCCCAGCCCCAGCAGUGUGUACCCAGGCCUGGCCAGGGAGAGCAGUCUGAGCAGACAGAGAGAGCUCCAGGGGUUAGGAGUGGGGGUCAGUGUGGAUACAGGGAUUGAGGUAUCUGUAGAGAAUGGAUACCAAAGCAACACUUUCAACUCUUAUGUCACCUGUUCCAACCAGCCUCAGCAUCAUGACUUAGCUCCGCCUCCAACCAAACAGCCAGCCCAGCCUGUUAACAGAGGGGGUGACAGAGGACAUGAGGAGACUCAAACCAAACAGGGUCUAUCCGGGUCUCAUUUGAAGGGGGAGGGACAAACCGUCUCCCGAAGGCAGAGCCAGCAAGGUCAUGGACAGGGUCAGGUAUACAGACCCUCCUCAGCCCAGUCCAUAGGCCAGGAGAGGAGGGACCCAUACACUCCAGUCCAGCCGCGGAGAGAGAGGCUACCCAGGUAUUCCCAGGGCUCAGAGAGUUACACUGAGAAGCAUCAGGUCAGACACACUGAACACAGCCAUCCAGACACUCAGCCUCCCACUACCAUGCCCACUAAGAUAACCAAGGGCCACGUUCCUCAGGGGAGCAGGCCUAGCAGUACCCCAGCCAAAGGGCCUGAUCAUCGGGUCAACAACCAGAGGUCCAGGUCCCCCCUCCGGCACUACAGCGACCCCAGUCCACCCCACCACCAGAAGAACCAGAGGGGACCAGAGCACCCUCUGACCCGGCUAGAGAAUGCCCUAGCGGAGGUUCAGCGUUGUGCCAGUCCAGAGAGCUCCACUAGGAGUCGGAGCAGCCACCAGAGGAACCCGUCUGUCCUGGAGAAGGUAAACCGGUUCGAGCGCCACGAGCAGAGGAAACAGAGGAGUCAAAGCAUCAAUGCCACCCACACCAACCUGGGACCCUCCUCCUCCCGUCCAACUCAGCCCCAGCCUCAGCCCAAGCACCAUGAGAGGGCCAUGAGCUAUGGUACUGGUAUGGAUGACCUGCGUAACAUGCUGGAGAGAAGCAGCAGCCCCAGCAGCACCUGCAGAACACUGAGUUCCUCCUCUAGCGCACAUCAUGGGAAAACUAUGGUGUCCCACAAGGGUCAUCAUUACGCAGAGCAGCAGAGGCCAGGGAGUUGUAACCAAGCCAAGCCCCAGACCUCCAGGGACCCCCACCACCAGCCGAACCCCAUGGACUCUAACCCUGGCUCGGCCCUACAGAGGAGCAGGAGCACCUUCCAACUGGGGAGCCAGGAGGAGAAUGGCCAUGACAGGGACAGAGAGUUCCAUUGGAGGGAUGACCUGCAGGUCCUACUGGGGACCAUCCAGGAUACGUCUUUUAACCGGGCCUACAGGGACAGUAUCAAGGACGCCCAGUCCAAGGUGCUCCGAUCCACCUCCUUCAGACGCAGGGACCUGGGAAUCAGCUCCAGCUCCAACCAGAGCUCCAACAACCCCCCUCCUGUAGUCAACAACAACGCCCCUCCUGGUGUCAACAACAACGCCCCUCCUGGUGUCAACAACAACCCCCCUCCUGUCCCCGCUAAGCACUUAUCCUUGGAGCGGAAGGCAGUGGCCCCCAAGACCGGUCCCAAAUCCUCCAUUGUCACCACCACUGUCCCAGCCUCCGCCCCAGCCACUCCCCUGUCCCCUCACACCCCCAAAGAGAGGCACACGAUCACCACCCCAGACCCAGUCCCAGCCCCAACCACCUCUCCCUCCCCUCACACCCCCAAAGAGAGGCACACGAUCACCACCCCAGACCCAGUCCCAGCCCCAACCACCUCUCCCUCCCCUCACACCCCCAAAGAGAGGCACGUUGUCAACCCCAAGCCCGAGAGGUUCAGCCCUCCAGAGCUCCCCAGUGUCCCAGCCUUGGGCCCACCAGUCCCGGCCCGAAUCGGUGGGCGUAAGAGGCUCACAAUGGAGCAGAAGAAGAGAUCGUACUCUGAGCCAGAGAGCAUGCACGAGGUGGGGUUAGAGUCUGACCCGAGGAGGAGUGCCCAGCACCAGCAGAUCCUGUUCCAAGGCACAGAGACCAGCGUGACAGACCGCAGGAGGAAGUUUGAGAUGGCAACCAGUCGCAGCCUGAGCUCCAGCUCCCAGGCUCCUCAGGCCCUCCAGGGCUCCCGGGCUCCUCAGGCCCUCCAGGGCUCCCAGGCUCCUCAGGCCCUCCAGGGCUCCCAGGCUCCUCAGGCCCUCCAGGGCUCCCGGGCUGGUCUAGCCGUCUCCCGGCCGGAGCUCUGGCAGCUGCAGCAGGAUGCCCUGGCCGACUACAUGGAGAGGAAGAGAGGCGGGAGGACAGACAGGGACAGGUCCGAGGAGAGACGGCAUCGUCACCGGCCCCACAGUGCCUACCUCCAGCCCUUCACAGACACCCAGAGUGUCUCUUCCACCUCCACCACCAGCCUAGCCUCUCUCCAGGAUCUGUUUGGCCCAGAAAGGAGCCUGUCUGGUGAGGAAAGGCUCUGCUCCACCCUGCCUCCUGGUCUGCAGCUCCAGGACAGUAUCUACCCAAGCAGGGUGACCGCACCACACAUCCAUGCCCAGGCCCCCACCUCAGUCUCCACCUCCCACCAAUACCCCACUGGAUUUGGAUCCAACAGGCCUCUGGAGGGAGUCCCAGCCCAGGCCUACGAGGCUUUCCGGAGCCAGCGAGGCGAUGUGGCCUUUGAAAGAACGGCUCCAGCCCGCAGCUCUGGGAAGUCCGCCUCAGCGGAGGAUCUUCUAGAAAACUCAGAGGAGAGGCCUGCACCACAGCACUUCAGAUCCCACUCCUCGCCCUCUGUAGAGAGGCUCAACCAGGACUUCAUGACAGGAGGAGAUCUGAGGAUGUUUCCGGACUUCUCUAAUGAACCCCAGCUGUUCACACACCAUGACAACAACAGGUCCAUGGACAAGCAGCGUUCAAAGCGUCCUGUCUCAGCCUCCCAGUCCCAGUAUGUGCCCACCCACUACCUGCUGAACCAGGGUCCUUCCCAAAGCAACACCCCUGUGAUGAGGAGAGAGAGGCAGAGGAACCCCGACCGCCAGCGGGCCCUUAGUGCCUCCGGCCUGGCUGCCUCUGUAGGUCUACCCUGCCCCUUCUCCUCCCCAGGCACCAGCCCCAACACUAGCCUUGACUGGCAGGUCAGCGAGAGGUUAAGCCUGGAUGCCAUCGCCUUCCCCUGCCUGUUGCAGGUUGACGCUCCCAGAGCCGUGUCCCCAGAGGCCAGGCGGAGCCCCACAGCACAUCAGGGCCAGAACCAAGAUCUGCAGACCAGGACCAGGCUGGACUCAUCAGACACCAGCACCUCAGAGGAGACCCUGAAAGACUUCCUCAUAGAGAGUUCCGUACCAAAGAACAUCCUACCCCUGGUCAUACCUAAGACCUCUCUAACCCCACCUCCUCCUAAAACCUCUCCCAGACCACACCCCCUGCUCUCCCUCCGCAUCUCAGAGUCCAACCUGCAGGAGACCCCGCCCUUACACAUAGCCUCGCCCACACAGGUAGUCCCUCCAAUAGUCUCCUUACAGGACUAUGACGAGGUGUUCCUCCAGGAGCUGGCCCCUCCCUCCCCUCCUCCUCCCCCGCUCCCCAUCAGGGAGACGGACAUCACAGAGGACUUCCCUCCUCCUCCUCCUCUCCUCCUCCUCCCCUCCUCCUCCUCACCCCCAGACAGAGAGGAGCAUCGUCCUGAGCUACAGCACUUCAACAGCUGUGAGUUCCUGGAGGCUGUUUGUCCAGAGAGAAGACCAUCUAUCUCCUCCCCUCCACCUCAGACAGCCCCCCUCUCUACCCCCCAGCCUGAGACUCCGACCCACCAGACCCCCAUCGACCCCAGCAGCAGUAUCCCAGAUCCCCAGCAGGGGCCUAGUGGCAAGGAAAGCCUGGGGUUAGAGUACCAUCUCCUGGCCAGGAGGGAGAGGUCUGCUGGGGAGCUGAAGGUGGAAGCCCUGGUCAGACAGCUGGUGUCCCGGGGGGAUAAGACCCUGAGCCCGAUGCUGGACACCUGGCCCGGGGGCGGACGGACCAGCACCAUGGACCUGAUGGAAGAGAUCUUCCCCGCUGGGGGAGGGAGGUUGCCGUGGCAACGCCGUAGGAGCAGCGCCUGGCUGGAGGACAGAAGUCAAGAUGGCGUCUGUUCUACAGGACCGAGUCUGCAGCAGAAAACAGAGCCGGGAAGAGGAAUAGAUCUGGAUGAGGAAGAGGCAGACCUCAAUCAGAAGAAGGUGGAGCUACUCCAGGCUCUGACCCUUAGCGUUGCCUCACUCCGAGAGGAGAGAGAGGUUCUGGGUGAGGAGCAGAGGAGGUUCCGGGCCCUAGGGGGCCACAUGGAGAGCCUGGUCCAGGAGCGCUGUAAGCCCAACGAGAAGGAGAAGUACAGGAUGUUCAUCGGGGACCUGGAUAAGAUAGUCAACUUGUUGAUGUCUCUGUGUGGCCGGCUGGCCCGGGUCCAUAACGCUCUCUAUGACCUGGACAGAGAGGAGGAGACAGAGGACAGCGCAGAGGAGAGGGAGUCCUUACAGCAGAAGCGCAGGCAGCUGUGUAGUCAGCACGAGGAUGCCAGGGAGCUGAAGGAGAAUCUGGAUCGUCGGGAGCGUGUGGUUCUGGACAUCCUGGGUGGGUACCUGACCGGGCCGCAGCUUAGAGACUACCAGCAUUACGUCUGUAUGAAACCAGCCCUCCUGAUCCGACAGAGACACCUGGACGAGCUCAUCAAGCAGGGGGACGAGCAGCUCGACAGGCUGAUAGAGAGUAUCUCUCCUGGGGACCACCAGGCUUUGCUCUGCUGUUCCUCCAACCCAGGGUUAGGCCCCAGGGGACCCAGUCCUAACCUUGAUCCUACCCAUACUGUCCGCUCCAUCACUGUAACAUCCCUGUGACUCCUGUAAAACCCCAACCAUAACAGUCCUGGUCACUACCACGAUACUCCAGCUGUGUCUCUGGCGCAAUGGGUGAAGACUACUACAUACAACACAUAGGACUGGCCAAUGACACCGCAAAACAACAGAUGAAGAAGAGACGGAGACAGCAUCUCUCUUCCCAUGUCGAGAUGAACUUUAGAGAAAGGGACUUCAUGUGAAGGGUGUCACCUGUCUGUUCCCUUGUUUUGCGUACAGACAGACAAACUAUGCGAAGUGACCAUGAUGGAUAUGUUGUCGUGCCUCUUAUCAUAUUUCUGCCUUCUUUGUUACUCCAGCUUCUUCACAUAUCUCUGUUGUGACUGCGCCACUCUUCGGUUGAUUCAAUACACGGUUCAAGUGCCUAGUGUAAUUCAUACGAACAGAUUGACAGUUUUGAGUGUAGUGGAUGUACAACUGCCUGCCAAGACAUUUUAUUCACAGUAUAUAUACUGUGAAUAUAUAUAUAUAUAUCAGUUGAAAUAUUACUACUGCCUUUACACAUCACUACAGCUGAGAACUUUGUUUUGGCAGAUGAACUACUGAUUGGUCAGAAUCACAGAUCUUGUAUAUCUCAUUCUGUUCCUAUUGGUUAGGAGGAACCAGACAUGAAAUAGGCCUGUUUUCUUUAGCAACACAACAGCAGGCUCUGACACACAUGAAUUUUUUAGCCACAAAAUCUAAGGCUUUUUUCAUUUUUUUUUUUAAACUUCAAAUACUUAUAUUUCAGACUCAAAAAUGAUGCUAAUGAAAAAAAAAAGCUACCAUGACACUGACAGCAAAUGCAAUAAUUAUUUAUAUUAUAAAAAGGAAAUGGUAUGUAUUAUGUAUGUGGCUGUGCUUUUUAAUAUGUAGAUGGAGAAAAAACAAACAUGUUAUAUAUAUUUUUUCAACUGAAAAAAAAUGAUGGAAUGAGGCAAGUUGACAGUGGGCGUUCUAAACUGACCUCUGGUCACAUGGUCUUCCUCUGAUACAAGGCGGCGUCCUUCAUGAUGACGAGGCUUCUAGGAAGUAAUCAGAUGUUACUCGGGAAAGUCGUUGCCCAGUAAGUACAUGCGUACUGUGGGCGGAGCUAUCUCAUUGGGCCGUGGUAUCACUUCGUAGGGAUAUCUGGGUAAAACAAAUAGAGAAGGUUGAAAUAUUGUAGGUUGGUACUGUCAGUUCAUGUGACAUGCCUACUGUUUCAACAUCGUCCGACGACAUCUGUGUGACUUGCUUGUUUCACUUCUCAAAAAAAAAAUGUACUAUGCCAAUUGAUAUUGUUGUAUCCUUUUGAGAGCACCUUUUUUAAAACAUUUACAGACUAUCCUAAUUUAUCCUAAUCAGGCACAUAUUCAUAAAUAUCUAUCACCACUGUUGUCUACAUACAUCUGAAGAUGGCUGAUAUGUAAAUGUUUGUCCGAGCUCGUGACUUAGCUAUCUCACUAAUGUAGUGUCCUAGCUAUCUCACUAAUGUAGUGUCCUAGCUAUCUCACUAAUGUAGUGUCCUAGCUAUCUCACUAAUGUAGUGUCCUAGCUAUCUCACUAAUGCAGUGUCCUAGCUAUCUCACUAAUGCAGUGUCCUAGCUAUCUCACUAAUGCAGUGUCCUAGCUAUCUCACUAAUGCAGUGUCCUAGCUAUCUCACUAAUGCAGUGUCCUAGCUAUCUCACUAAUGUAGUGUCCUAGCUAUCUCACUAAUGUAGUGUCCUAGCUAUCUCACUAAUGUAGUGUCCUAGCUAUCUCACUAAUGUAGUGUCCUAGCUAUCUCACUAAUGUAGUGUCCUAGCUAUCUCACUAAUGUAGUGUCCUAGCUACCUCACUAAUGUAGUGUCCUAGCUAUCUCACUAAUGUAGUGUCCUAGCUAUCUCACUAAUGUAGUGUCCUAGCUACCUCACUAAUGUAGUGUCCUAGCUAUCUCACUAAUGUAGUGUCCUAGCUAUCUCACUAAUGUAGUGACCUAGCUAUCUCACUAAUGCAGUGUCCUAGCUAUCUCACUAAUGCAGUGUCCUAGCUAUCUCACUAAUGUAGUGUCCUAGCUGUCUCACAAUAUUCGUAAACAAUAAUGGUGCCAUCCACAUUUUUCUCCAUAGCGUUUUCUGUGACAUCACUGAAUUAACAGAUUUGACAGUUGCUGUAAUCAAAUUCCAUGUGUUAAUCUCGCUUUAUGACACGUAGGGGAGGAAGGCCGAUUAGAAAACAGAUCCUCAAAAUAAAUCUAUUUUUAAAGAGCC
Oncorhynchus masou masou (cherry salmon) is the source of this 8364-nucleotide messenger RNA. RefSeq names its product protein Shroom3-like. Gene Ontology annotation, cellular component: adherens junction; cortical actin cytoskeleton; apical plasma membrane. Gene Ontology annotation, biological process: actin filament organization. The record is from RefSeq and is a predicted model, not a curated record. The transcript is spliced from 14 exons. The coding region runs from base 16 to 6135 and encodes 2039 amino acids. Gene Ontology annotation, molecular function: actin filament binding. Lineage: Eukaryota; Metazoa; Chordata; Actinopteri; Salmoniformes; Salmonidae.